CCCUACUGCUUCAGUGGUCUCCAUAACAUACAGAUGUAAGAUCCUGCCUGAACUGCUGCUGCUCUAUGACUCCCAGAAGCAUAGGGGCUGUUUACAUGCUAGCUUUGUUCUGACCAACAGGCCUUGGUCAAAACACUUGUUAGCAUGUAGGGUCACAGUCUUUGGUCAACAUGUUCACCUCUUCUUCCCGAUUAUCAACUCCUUGUUGACAAGAGUUGUGUUUAUUCCUCUUUUCUAGCACCCAAAACACUGUGCGGCUGAAAAAGUAACAGACAUUUUGGAGAUGGCAAUUCCUGGCAUGCACUCAGCGGCCACUCUCCCAUGGCUGAGCAUCUCUGUUAGAUAAUGGCUGUCUCUUGCUAAGCCCAGAUGUGGCCUCUGAAUCCUCUUCAAUAUAAACCCCUCCCCCAGGCAGCCACUGUAUUUCAAUAAGUGAUGGCAUGUGAGCUGAAGCCUGUCUGCCCAUCUUUCCAGAAAUGUUUGCUGAAUGGUAGAGAGUUAAUAAAUUCCUGGGUUCACCAGGCAGAUGUUCACAAAAUGAAUUUCCAAAAUAAACAAGAAAAUGUCCACAGGAACUCACUAAAUAUUUAGUGAUAGUAUUGAUCAUUUAGCCUCUGUCAUAAUCAUUGUAGUGACAUUUAUUUUUAUUCUUGCUCUUUCUGUGACUUAUCUUACUAAAUUGGUCUCAAUACUAACAGACUUUAAAAAAACAUACUGUAAUCUUGUUUAGGGAGGUAGGUAGUUACAUGAAUUUAUAUGGGUAAUAAAAUGCCAUACAGUUAUAUAUGAAUUCAUACAAAAAAAUUAGUAUAUGUAAAAACUACCAAGAUCAGAGUAAGGUCUGUAGUCUAGUUAGUUGUAUUGUGUUCAUGUCAGUUUCCUAGUUUUGAUAAUGCAAUGUACUUACAUAAGAUUUCACCUUGGGGGAAGCUGGGUAAUGGGUACACAAGAACUUUCUAUGCAGCAUUUUUGUACUUUCUUAUAAAUUUAUAAUUAUUCCGAAAUGAAAAAAACAAAAAUAACUUGUGGUAUCCAGUACCCAACUUUUUUAUGUGUGAUGUGGAGGGUAGUGAUGGUUUUUGUUACUGGCCUUCUUGGGUACUGAGAGGUCCUUCCAUUUAUGGAAGGGAUGUCUACUAGGUUGUGGAGCAAACAUUUGAAACAAAACUAUUUCAACAGACAAGGUGAAGGGUAGAGUGACUCUCAAGGGAAGUGGCUCCUUUGAAAGAGCCCCUGAUUUGCAACUGGAAAAAAAUUCCUCCCAUCAGCCCCUUAGACAACCAGGGCCCCUCUUUUACGAAUACCCAUUUGCUCAUGAAGUCCCUCCACUUUUCAUGUUUUUUUACAAGGUCACCAGCCACUUCAAGCUCAUUGUAGUCAACCUACAAGAAGCUAUCAAAACAAAUAUUCAAAAGAAGGGGAGAGACUGGCAGCACUGGGCAGGUCUAGUAAGAAAAAAGAGGCCUUUGAAGACUGAAAAGGAGGUAGAAGGUCUGGAGGUUCUGUUGCUCUGGACACAGGCCAUCCCCAUCUAGGCCUUCAGGCCCAGUUGUGUAGUCUGGGGUUCCUUGUAAAUCUUCAAGUAAUUAUUUUGUCUUUCACCAAAAGAUUUUCUCUCUCUACAGAAAAUUUCUUCCUCCCUCAAACCUAAUCCUUAACCCCUCAUUUGCUCUUCAAAGAGGUAACUAAGUAGUAGUUGGUUUGCUUCCUUUGAGAAGCAUUUAUAACAGCUGGCAUGAUAUAUUUUUAGCAUUAGCUUCCUUCCCCUUUUGGGGAAACUUUUUUUAGUAUACCAUUGGCCUUCCUAACACAUCCUGCGUUGUAAUGAUGGCUAAGUGAUAUCUCAGAGGCCCAGUGUUGCUAUGGUUCUCUCAGGCCAGGCACACCACAGCCCUUUGAAACGAUCUGUGUCCCUUACCCCACCCAUGAAUGUGCCAAACCAGCCUCUAGGACAUGGAUGGAUGUCUCAUGAGGACUUACGAGCUAGAGGACCCCAGUGCCUCCCAUCCGAUCAUGCCCCCCUGUCUCCACAAAGCAGUGUAGCCUCUUCAGGAAGUGGUGGGAGUGAACACUUAGAAGAUCAGACCACUGCUCGUAACACAUUCCAAGAAGAAGGUAGUGGUAUGAAAGAUGUUCCAGCCUGGUUAAAAAGCCUCCGCCUGCACAAGUACGCCGCGCUUUUCUCCCAGAUGACAUAUGAGGAAAUGAUGGCCCUCACUGAGUGCCAGCUGGAGGCUCAGAAUGUAACCAAAGGUGCAAGACACAAAAUUGUCAUCAGUAUUCAGAAGCUCAAAGAAAGACAAAACCUCCUGAAGUCUUUGGAAAGGGACAUCAUCGAGGGGGGCAGCCUGCGCAUCCCCCUCCAGGAGCUGCACCAGAUGAUCCUGACGCCCAUCAAGGCCUACAGCUCCCCAAGCGCCACCCCAGAGGCCCGCCACCGGGAGCCACCGGCCCCACACCAGCCCUCACUGAUGGGCCCCGAGAGCCAGAGCCCCGACUGCAAAGACAGCACCUCAGCACCCAGUGCCGUGGGUAGUGCCUCCGCCGGGGCCAGCGGCGGGCUCCAGCCACACCAGCUGAGUAGCUGCGAUGGGGAGCUGGCUGUUGCACCCCUGCCGGAAGGGGACCUCCCUGGGCAGUUCACACGCGUCAUGGGGAAAGUGUGCACACAGCUCUUGGUCUCCAGACCUGAUGAGGAAAAUAUAAGUUCCUAUUUACAGCUCAUAGACAAGUGUCUCAUUCAUGAGGCAUUUACAGAGACACAGAAAAAAAGAUUGUUGUCAUGGAAACAGCAGGUGCAGAAGCUCUUUCGGUCUUUCCCUCGGAAAACCCUUCUAGACCUAUCAGGAUAUCGACAGCAAAGAAACCGAGGCUUUGGCCAGUCCAAUUCCCUCCCUACGGCCGGCUCUGUGGGCGGCGGCAUGGGCAGACGGAACCCACGCCAGUACCAGAUCCCCUCUCGGAAUGUCCCUUCUGCCCGCCUUGGCCUCUUGGGCACCGGUGGAUUCGUCAGCUCCAACCAGCGCCACACCGCAGCCAACCCCACCAUCAUGAAACAAGGAAGACAGACCCUCUGGUUCGCCAGCCCUGGAGGCAGCAGUAGCAUGCCUAGUCGCACACACAGCUCCGUCCAGAGGACCCGCUCGCUGCCCGUGCACUCCUCCCCGCAGAACCUGCUCAUGUUCCAGCAGCCAGAAUUCCAGCUGCCUGUGACUGAACCUGACAUCAACAACAGGCUGGAGUCCUUGUGCCUCAGUAUGACCGAGCACGCCCUGGGAGACGGGGUUGACCGGACCUCCACGAUCUAGAAGCUGAAGAUGAGCAUGACCGCGCUGGCCGUGAAAUGGACUGCUGCGGGCCCAGUGUCAGCCAUCUUCUGGGUUGCAGAGAACCCUCCAAGAUACUCUGCAGCCGUUUUGCCCUGGUCCCUCGCCCAGUUUGACUUUGUGAGAGCGCAGGUCAUCCUUGUAAACAUAUCAGUAGAUCCGGGACUGGUUAUGUUGUCACUUGCUUCUGUCAUGAGAUGGUUUGAUGUGCAGGGUGGGGAGGGGUCUCUAGGGAAAUGUGGGACUGGGAGGGGAGGGGCCUCCUGGUUGGAAGGCAGGGGAGAGGCCUGCCAUGAAAGAGAUAUGGGAGACCUAGGAGGAAGCCUUCUCAGAGAGCCUGACCUCACAGGCCACUGAAGAUGGAUACACGUGACCAAAGCAAUAUGGCCGCUCACCUGUAUGUCUCCCACGAUUGGGUUUCCCUGAGGCCCCCACUUGAAACAGCCACAGGAAAGGGUCACAUAGCAACAGGGGCAAGAAGGAAGAAAUUCCCUCCAGCAAAAGUUCACAUAAACUUUGAUUUGUGUAUUGUUUACAUAAGAAUUUUCAAGGGUACCUGAUGUGUAAAGGGUUUGGGUAGGAACUUAUCUUCAUACUAUGGUUUUUGUAAAGGAUUUAUUGUUGCUAUGGAUUCAUUUCUCCUCUAUUUUUAUAAUAGCAGGGUUGUCAUUUAAAACAGCUGCCACGCUCUGCUUCUUGGGAAGUUGGAUGCAGUCAUGUGGCCUGAGUUGUCCAUGUUUCACCCUUAGGUGGGAGGACCGUGUUGAGGGAAUUUGAAGGAUGAGGAUGUGACUGAAUGAGCACAGCACUAGGCAAGGGCACAAGGUUGAUGGCACCAUGUGAUCAGUUGUGGACUUGCUCACGGAUCAUGGAGAGCUUCUGAACCAAUUUUGCAGCCUCUUUCUGGGCUGGAUUUGCUUCUCAUCCAAAGACCCCUCUUCCUUCCCACCCUACCCAUGGGUUUCAUCCUAGCAGUCCUGGUGUCACUCCACAGGCACACAGGUGGAUACAAGUUCCACUGGAGAAAGAAAGACGAGGAUGUAUGUUUUUCCCUUGCAACAGGUCUAAUACCCAGAACACUUAUUCAAGGAAUCUGAGCCUGUGUGUCCCCUUCACUCAUUCCCUGCUGAGGAAAAGGAGAGAAGGGCCAGCAACAGUGUAAUAGGGGUCAGUCAGCAAGUGUGAGAGAGCAUCCAUGGACUCCAGCCCCACCAUCUGAGGGGGGCAGUGAAAGUAGAAGCAAGAAUGGUUGAUUUUAUAAUAGAAGUCAUGGCUCUAUCAAUACAGCAUAAGUCAGAGAUUUGCUAUAUUGUUGACUAAUUCAUCCAUCCUUUCAGAAUGGAAGGGGGAGAAAACCACACUCAUUACAUGGUUAGAGAUUAACAAGCUGUGGUACCUCAGUGUAAUAGCUCUAUUUUUUAAAGGCAAGAAAGACAGCGUUUCAGAAUUUGAUACUACAGAGGGUAUUAGAGGAAAUCAAAAAGAAAUUUGCUCUGCACUGGAAAAUUGGGUUGUAUAAGUGAUGGUAUGACUGCUCAGCCAGAGGCAAGAUAAGAGAGAUGUAUCAGGCCUGUUUAUUAAAUGGGUGAGACUGGUACCUUUUGUAAAAGUGAAAUUAGAGUCAAAAUUAAGGAGAUCAGACCAUGAAAAUUACUAUACUCGCUUAUUUUUUUUUUAAGUUAUUGAAGAACCCACAGAUUAAAAUGCCUUAAUAAAAGGCCUUAAUAAAAUCCAAACAACUUUUACCUUCAAGAUUAAAAAUAUACACCCACACACAGCCUUGGAUGCUGCAGCAAAGUUUUAGAGUCCUUUUGCAGUCCAAAGAGCUGAGGGCAUCUUCACCAGAUAGAGCCUUUAGUGAGUUCAAAAAGCUUGAAUCUACAAUUUCAUUCAGUUGUAUUUAAAUUUUUUUAUUUUUGAAAAAAAUGUUCAGACCUUGCUUUGGGUGACUACAGCCUAAAGAUGCAAAUCCAUGUGCAUAAAGAGGCAGCAUUUAUUUAGUUGAUUUUUUUUUUAACCAAGUGCCAUUAACCUCCAUCUCUCACAUCCCUUUUGUAAACAAGCUUAAUAUUAGGGAAAGUGCUAGAUGGACGAUCACAUGUAAGACAGAAGGACUAUAUCAGAAGGUUGAAGGCCAAAGGUAAGGCCAGAGGGACUGAGGAUGUGUUUGGGGGUGCUGAGAAAGUUAAUAAAGGGGGAAGAGAUGAAAGGGUUACAGGUCUCAUAAAGAAAGGACGGAGCGUUCGGAACUGCUGUAGAACACAUGCAUCCAAAAAGAACCGCGUCACUCAGAAAACAGAAUGUGAACACAGAGGUAACAUUAGCAUGAAUCCUUUAAAAGGAAGACCUUAAAGUAUUUGCAAAUCUGAAUUUCUAUUUAUUCCUUCACUGAAUAUAGAAACAAUGGUUAUCUGAUUAUUAGAGAUAUUAUUUUGGAUAUGUUACUUAUUAACUUGCUAUGGCUGGUAACCAUGAUAAAGUCUGUUAUUAAUAACAACCUAAUUCUUUUUUUAAAAAAGAAAAGCUUAUUUUUCAUUGACUGUAUAGAUUUAUCUACUUAGUUGUGUUUUGCUAUAUUAGUGUUUUAAUUUUUAUUUUGAGUUGGUUGUUCUGAUGAAUCAUAGGAGCCUGUCCUCACCUUGUGUUUGAGUCCUGUGUUGACUGCAGGUAUACAGCUCAAUUUAAAAAUCCUAAAGCAAAAGAAUUUUAUUUAUAAAAGAAUCAAACAGUUGCAUGCAUAAGGCUGUGAAGUUGGAUAUUUAGUAAUCGCGGCAGUGCCUUUUUUGUACUUACCCAUUGACCCCAAAAUGCAACUGUUUUAUAUUAAGUAAAUAGCAAACGAUUUAAAAAUCUCAGAGUAAAAUCUAUUUCACUACAUGGGUUCCCCCAUCCCUCCUUGUUCUGAUUUAAGUGUUGUGCUUGGCAUCUCUACCCUGUCCCAGGGACAGUGGUGUUCUAUAACUGUUAUCAUGUUAUAACAUUGUUAUCAUGUAUGAUGUUUUUGGUGCUUUUUUAUUCAUAGUUAUUUCCUACCAGAAACAGUAGGAAGAAACACACGAACUGUGUAUAAGACAUGAAACAUUGCUGCUGAUAUGUUUUUUCCACAUGCUUUUGAGUUUCACUUUUUUUAAAAAAUGAGAGCCAGCAAGCAAAAUAGACGCUGCUGGGUCUGCCUACCGAGGGCUGCUGCUUGCACCCUGCUCCAAGAUCCUGGUAUUGAGGGUUCCUUUUUGGUACUCAGGAUUGGAGCUGCAGCUGGGCCCCAUCUCCCAUUCGUUUGAGUGACACUGAGGGAAACCAGGUUUUCUUUUGAGGUGUUGCUGGCUGCCUUUUACAGAAUGGGAGCCUUCUUUGGGUCUUUUGUUCUUCUGCACCUCUUGUAGCUACUGCUGGUGUGAGGUUCAUAGAUGUGUGUCCGCCAGAGCCUAGGCUGAGGGCUGAGGUAGGCUCAAUGAAUGGGCCUGCUAUCAGAAGGGCAGAGAAGGACGAAAAGUGGGCCCCGUGGGGUUGCCCCUCUGCUGCAGCCUAGGUGAGCAGAAGCAGCCUAAGCAAGGCGCUCGGUGUGCCUGUUGCAAGCAGAACCUGCAGAAGGAUAACUUGCACAUGGAGCUGUGAUAACACUAAUGGUAUUUUUUUUCUUUUUCUUUUUUUAUAAGUCAUCAGAUAUGUUUGCAAAGUGAGUUUUAUUUUUUUGUAAUUCCUUUAUCUUUACUUAAAGGUGAAUGUGUAUUCCUCUGGGAGGAAUCGGAAGAAAACAGGAAUGUUAAUGAUGUCAAACAGAAGACUUCCUCCCUUAUUAAUAUAUAUAACCCUCAUGUAUUUAUGCCUAAUGUAAGCUGACACUUAAAACUCUUUCUUUUGUUGCAUGCCCCGUACAGGCAUCCGUAUUGUACAUGCAUGCAUGCCUUUCGUCCUGUUUUCCUGUAUAAAAUUAGUGAACAAAGAAAUAUUUUUGCCUAGUUCAUGUUGCCAAGCAAUGCAUAUUUUUAAAAUUUGUCAUAUAUGGAAAAAGCAUGUUUGUUACAUGUAAAAGCUUUACUGAUAUACAGAUAUACUAAUGUUUGAAGAUGCUGUUCUUUGCAAGUGUACAGUUUUCAAAUGUUGUUAUCAGUGAAACACCCUUGUGGUUUAAACUUGCUACAAUGUAUUUAUUACUCAUUUCCUCCCAUGUAACUAAGAAUCAUGGCUAUAUUUCAUAUCAACGUUAUAUUGAAAGUGAAGGGAAAUGAUUAAUACAAGGUUUUGUAACA
Molecule: messenger RNA, 7576 nt
Organism: Castor canadensis (American beaver)
Lineage: Eukaryota; Metazoa; Chordata; Mammalia; Rodentia; Castoridae
Source: RefSeq, a predicted model, not a curated record